AUGACAUGCAAUAUGUUCAAGACUAGCUCGAUAAGGCGAAUCCUGACACCGAAACUGGUAUCUACUUCCCGUCGCCAACCACGCGGCAACUUGUUCCGUCUACCCUCCCGGAAUAUCCCCAAGCGACAGUUUUGCGUUAGCAUAACGCGUGCGUCCAACUCCAAGGAUGAAGAUACAGCCAACGUCUGGAAACUGACCUAA
Penicillium odoratum is the source of this 201-nucleotide messenger RNA. RefSeq lists its product as uncharacterized. The transcript has a single exon. Lineage: Eukaryota; Fungi; Ascomycota; Eurotiomycetes; Eurotiales; Aspergillaceae. The coding region runs from base 1 to 201 and encodes 66 amino acids. The record is from RefSeq and is a predicted model, not a curated record.